Messenger RNA from Haliotis rubra (blacklip abalone), 6424 nucleotides. Its product is annotated as terminal nucleotidyltransferase 5C-like. The transcript has 2 exons. The record is from RefSeq and is a predicted model, not a curated record. Gene Ontology annotation, molecular function: poly(A) RNA polymerase activity; RNA binding. Gene Ontology annotation, biological process: mRNA stabilization. The coding region runs from base 197 to 1426 and encodes 409 amino acids. NCBI's taxonomy places the organism in Eukaryota, Metazoa, Mollusca, Gastropoda, Lepetellida, Haliotidae.
CGUCGAGGCCACACAUACGCACGCUAGUCUUACAGGCAUUGACGUUUUAUGCAGAGUUGACGGCAAAUGGUCAGUCCUGUGUGGUCGUAUUCUUCAAGCUGCCUGAGGGGACAUAACAGCCUAGCGACAUCGUCACGGACAUUUAGUUGAUUACAGACAGAAAUACCACACUACUAACGAACUGACAAGACCUGGUAUGGCAAACAUGUGUUCCAAUCGCUUCCAAGUUUUGUGUCAUGAACAAGUUAUUCGACUUCAUGAGGUUAUGGAAGACGUGGUUCCUAUUCACGGUCGCGGAAAUUUCCCUACUCUGGAGUUGAAAUUGAAAGACUUGGUAGUAAUUGUCCGUGAUAAAUUGAAAAGUGAAGGGGUUGUAAUACGUGACAUACGUUUGAAUGGUGGUGCUGCCAGUUACAUCCUUGGAACGGAUGAGAUUCAAUCGUACAACGACUUGGAUCUGAUUUUCGGAGUGGACCUGUCAAACCACAACGAGUUGCAGAAAAUCAAGAACUGUGUGCUUGGCUGCCUGCUGGAUUUCCUUCCAGAUGGUGUAAGUAAAGAAAAAAUGAGUAGCUGCAGCUUAAAGGAAGCUUAUGUGCAGAAGAUGGUGAAAGUGUGUAAUGAACACGGGGACCGGUGGAGUUUAAUUUCGCUGUCAAACAACAAGGGGAAAAACGUGGAACUCAAAUUCGUGGAUAAGAUGAAACGUCAGUUCGAGUUCAGCGUUGAUUCUUUUCAGAUCAUUCUGGAGAGCUUGUUGACCUUCUAUGAUGUCUCUGCGACACCAAUGAGUGAGCACUUCUACCCAACUGUUGUGGCAGAAAGUCUGUAUGGAGAUUUCUGUGAGGCAUGGUUUCACUUGACAAAGAAGCAAAUAGCUACCCGAAACCCAGAGGAAAUUCGUGGUGGUGGUUUGUUGAAAUACUGCAAUUUGUUAGUGCGGGGAUUCAACCCUGCAGAGGAUGUGGAUAUAAGGACCAUGGAAAGGUACAUGUGCUCAAGAUUCUUCAUUGAUUUCAGUGAUAUUAACCAGCAGAGACAAAAGCUUGAAGCUUACCUUACAAAUCAUUUCAGUGAGGAUGAAGAAUACAAGUAUGAAUAUCUGAUGACAUUGUAUCGUGUUGUGGAUGAAAGUACCAUCUGUCUUAUGGGUCAUGAAAGGAGACAGACACUCAAUCUGAUCCAUCAACUUGCCUGUCAAGUUUAUGUGGAACAAGAACAGAAAAGUUCGCAGAAAUGUAUUGAACUCCAACAGUUGGACCAGCUGAACAAUCUUGUGAUCGAUCAGGUGUUCUAUGGCCCAUUCAGUGCACCUACCACAAGUCCAGGCAGCCAGUAUUACAACUACACCUACUCUCCUUCAUCUGCCUACCAGAUUGGGACCAAUACAUGUCCCUACUGUCCCCCUUAUCUGCAGUGUUCAUAGUCAGAACACAUCAUGAUCUCGGCUUCAAAUGGUGAGAGGCUACCAUCCUUUUUGACAAUAUUCCAAUUUUCUGUGAUCAUAUUUUUCCAGUUCAUUUCAGGGCAAUAUGCAUUGGUUGGGGGUUACUUAUUUUGUUCCAACAUUUGCUCCGUGUGAAUGGAUAUAUCUUUCUUUCAAUUGGAUGAAACUGUGUCAUUUUCUUUCAUAUCAGUGGCAGCGUUUGAAGCAUCAUGUCUUCAUACUUUGGACCCAGGAUGUGAUAAUAAAAGUGGCUUGAGUUAUGAACUGGGAAAUAGACCAGCAUUAGCCUUACACGAGGAACAUAUUUUUGCAACAGACUAGAUGUGUGCAAGUGGACUGAAAGUUCUCUUAUUGUUCCAUGUACAAAAUCAUUUGUUCUCAAAUCAGAAUAUCUAUUCUAUAAAUAUGUUAUUACUUUGUUGCUUUAUCUAGCCUAGUCCUCUUCAGAGUGCACUCUAUUUUUUUAAACAAGUGCUCAAUAUUUGAGAUCAAAACUAGAUACAUCUCAUAUUUUGUAUCAAUGUGAAUUUAGACUAUUAACUUGCAGCCUACAGGUUAUUUAGUCAUAAUACAGUGUAUAUAAUACGUUAAUCAAAAAAAUCUGUGAUGCUUAUGUCUUACUUCGACAUAAUUGUUAGUGCUCCCUUCAUUCUGUAACUGAACAAUAUUUAACCUGCAAAGCAACAUGAAGUAAAAGACCAACACAUGUAACAGGGCUUUGCUUGUUAGCUGACAACUGAACUGAAUAUUUUCAUGUUGUUCCAUUGCCAAACUUGGUCAAUUCUGUGAGAAGUGAAAAUGUCUGACUGUUAUCCUCUAGUCUUUCAUACAUUUUUUUCUCUGAUAGUUUAUAUGGCCCAGCGAUGUUGUCAUUGAUUUGUUAUCAGAUUAUAUCUGUUACAAAGGAUCACUAAUGUAAGGGAGUGAUUGUUUGAUAAAUGUUUGUUGCAGACUAUUAAGACAAUAUUUUCUUUACUGUCUCACAAGACCAGUUGUAUAAAAGAUGAAAUGUCACUGAAUCUCAACACUAUACCUCAGCAAAGUCAUUUAGUAGACCUUUCCUGUGGAGAAAUACUAAAGAAUAUACUUCAGUCUGUUUUUUGAAGAAAUGCAAUACUGUUGAAUUAAGAAAUUUGAAAUUGUUAGUUUGUUUACCCUUUCAGUUUUGAUGUUGUGACAAAAUGGUGAUUGCAAUAACAGUUUGUUGAAAUUUAUAGUUCACAAGUUGUAAUUUGUUUGCAGUUCAGUAUAUCAACAAGUACAAUUCAAGUGUCUGAACCCAGGAAAUGACUUUGGUGCAAAGGUUCGGACUAACAAUGCUACAGAAGUUGAUAAUUAGGAGUUGUGACCCACUUAGAAUGCUCCAGUCUAAACUUAAAGUAAUUAUUGUUAUGUUCUUGUGAGAAAAAAUCCUUUGAAAAAUGUAUAGUGAUGAUAUUUGUGAUAAGUCAUCUUAUGCACUAUAGUAUUUUUCAUAUUUUAAGCAGGGAGUUAAUUGUCUCUUUCAACAGGGCUCGAUUUAAGCAACUUGAUCUAACUUGCACUGCAUACAUGUUGACAUGAAAACCUACCUAUGGUCCUUGGUCACAUAAAUGUAACCAAAUGGAUGAAUUCUCAAAUUACUGACAUGAUUUUCAGGCAGACAGUGCUUACUGUAAAAAGACUUGCAUGAUAGCUGUCAUUUAGUGCAUAAUUAUUAUUAUUAGGUGGAUAAUUUAAAUUCUGAAACAUGAAACAGAUGUCAACAUCAGUUAGAGAUGCAGCUACAGUUAGGUACAGUACAUAAUCUUGAAGUACCCGCAGUUUUAGGAUGUCAGGCCCAAGAAAGCAUGAUAAAUUACAUGGAACACCAGGAUUAGUAAUGUUGUGUGCCUCGAGGUAUUGAGUACGUUCAAAGAUUGAUGUUGUAUUGACAAUUAAGGUUUAGUCAGGGUAAAAAAAUUGAAAUUCGUUUACAUUAAUGUGAUUAAUACUAGGUUGCUUUUAUAAUAUCAGGUUGUACUUGUGCAUGUUAUAAAUUGGUAAAUCGAACCCUGUUUGAACCAGUAAUAGGGUAAUAUCAUUUGUUAAUAGUGAGCAUAUUGAAAAAGGAUGUUUGUCAAAUUAUCUUACAUGCAGUGUUAUGUUAAGAAUCUAUUACGAUUAAUUAUGUAUGUGAAAAGCAUUUCUUGGUUUCAUCAUAUGAUUAUUUUGUAUAUUAAUAUUAAAUAAGGUUAUGGCAACCAGUGUUCGAAGAUAAGCUUGUAAGUCUAAGGGUCCUUUUCAAAACCAUAGUGUUAAACGAUAAAGGUUUAGGGGAUCCACAGGUUCGAAUACCAUUGGAAAAGACGUCAAGGAAUCAAGGAUUUUUAUGUUUUGAGUUCUUGCUAAAACUAUUGACUGGAAGACAAAUUGAAAGCUUAGACUAGUUCACAUCAGCAUUUGGUAGACAAACCUUGACAAGAUUAACUUUCUACGGAUUUGUACUCUUGGCUAAAGAUAAAUCAUAAGCUGAUAAGUUCCUUAUAUUGAUUAUUUAGUGGGCCCUAGUAAAUAGUUUCUUAAUGUAAAUGAUAAAGUAAAAGGUAGGUUAACAGUAGUAGCAUGUCACUCCAGAUCGCAACUAGGUCAUGCAGCCUACAUCUGCUGAGUACAUAUUUAGGUACGCAUGCUCUCGGCAUACACUCAUAUGUCAGGAGUUCAGUGCUUAGUGUUAUCUUCCUUCUGUCAUUCAUUACCGUAGCCAACUUUUUCUCUUGAAUUAUGUUAGUGUCCUGCAGAUUUUUUUACAAACAGGCUCUGAACUCUAUUAGGAACCUUUCAGUACUAAUGAAAUAACGUUCAGUAAGGGCUGAUCCACCAAAGUUGUUUUUCCUAACCAUAUUGCUACAUACUGAAAAGUUCUUGGCUUUAAGAAUAUUAAUUAGUGUUUCAGAUUUAACAGGCCCCAGAUAUUUAGUUUUCUUGUGUAAAAUUAAGGUAAAUAACAAUAAACCUAUACAGUCAAACGCACCUGUUCUUCACCAUUCUUUACUGUGGUUACCUAUGUGCUUGUGCUGACAUGACUAUACCACACACAAGUUGUGAGUCUGCUAUGCUCCUCGCUUGUAAGUCCUUGUGUACACUAUGUACACAGUUGGGAAAUUGAUCCUGUUAAUGGUUGACCUACAUUUGCAUAAACCGAGGGAUUCGCCUCUCAAAUGUGUUGAGUCUGUAAGUAGACCAAGGGCUGAUUUACUCUUUGGAAACACUAAUAAUUAAAAUUGGUUUUGAAAAGAAGUAUAAGUUGCUAUAUAUUUUAAUCCCUUAAGAAGGAGCUGGCUACUUACUGUUUAAUACAGGUGGUAUAUAUAUAUUUGAGUCCUUUUGAACAUAUCUUCAGGUGAAACACUUGUAUGGAAAGAUGUGAUUGAAAAGAACCCAUGAAUUCCCCAAUGUUGUUUUGGUUUUUUAAAGAACAUUUAGAUAUGAAAUGUAUAAAUUAAAAACCAAAAUAGAAAAUAUUGUUUUGUUUUCAAGAUGGUACUUGAAAAGAAUGAAUUUACAGUUUGCACCUACAUUUUGUAAACCUCUGUAUAGUAAAAUUUCUUUCAGUCUAGUCAGCUUUAUAUAUGAUGGCCUGUAACAGAAUCUAUGACAGUUAUGCCAAAGGACAAGUUCACCAUGUUCAGACAACUAGACUAAAAUGGUUCUGUAGUAGUACUAGCACUAAAAUUGUGAUUUACCCUUCAGAGUAACUGUAAGGGUAAUAUCUCCAAGUCAUAUUGGAAAUGAUUUCUAUCGGUUCAUUAUGUACCACUAAGCUAUAUAAUCCUGGGUUUGACAACACUGUUUGGUUCCUACCCUUUUUUCUCUUUAUUGCUGGGCAUGCUUAUCAUAUGUUACAAGUUUUCAUUGUUUGGCAUAUACAAAGACCAUGACAUGAAAUGUGAUGCACAGCAUGAACAGAUCUGAAUGUUGCCUGUUCCAUGGCUUAAUGUUUCACUAUCAUUGUAAUGAAAUUGCCAUAACUGUACUUCGCACAAGUCUUUUAGACACAAGACAAGCCAACUAGCCAUGUAAUGAGAUGAUAAUUUGUCAUUUAUUGGUUAUGUUACACAUGUAGAGUGAACAUGUAAUUGCUUGACAUGGAAGUUUAUCUGUGUGAUGGUAAUACAUAAAUGUUUUCAGUAUAAGGGAAUUAGUUAGUGGGAUAAUAAGUAUAUGUUUGAAGAAGUGUGUUAGGACAUUUGGACUAAGGCCACAUUCAAAGAAAUUUUUCGUCUCAUAGCUGGUCAAUGAACUAAUUAGAAAUGUGAUUGGAAUUUAUUUUGUGUUUCAUUACCAUGAUUACCCAUUAUGUUUUGUUAUUCAGUGUAUAGGAAAUGAGUUCAUUUGUAAUGUACAUGACAAACACCAAAUCUUUUAAUAGGUACUUUGACAUUUUUUUGAAUGAGGUUUUGUUUAUUUUCUUCACGAUGAUUCCCCCUACAAAUGAAUGAGGUAAAUUUUCAUUUUGUGCCCAAAUUUCUUCUGCCUUCUGACAAUAUUACCAGUUUCUUUUGCUGUGUAAUUAUUCUGGGUUAAUGUUGCAAAUUGUUUUUGUAUUUAUAAGAAUCAGUUGUCGUUCUGACAUUGAUUCUACACUGACCAUGUGACAGAUCAAUUGUAUAAAUGGUAGAAAAGCAUGAAAAGUAAUCAUAUGACGGUCAUUUCAUUACUUGAAGGGGACCCAGUUUAUUCUUUUGAAUUAUUCAUUUGUCAUUUCAUUAAUGUUGCAAAUGAAAUAUAUUUUUGUGAUCAAAAGAGCUUAUGCCAAAGUAUUUUGUCUUGGCAGUGAACGUUAAAUGCAGCGGCUAUAACUGGUGCAGGCGUGCACCUACAACAUAAACUGUCAGUUGUCUGCAGUGAUAAGCAAGGUGCAGUUUCAUUGUUUAUUCUAUUGUGUCAUACCUACAGUUGAAAUAUAUUACUCUGUAUAUUUCAAAGAAAUUCCAGAAUAAAAUAUUUUGAUCCAAA